This is a messenger RNA of Varroa destructor (honeybee mite), 1993 nucleotides long. Its product is annotated as sodium-dependent glucose transporter 1A-like. The record is from RefSeq and is a predicted model, not a curated record. Gene Ontology annotation, molecular function: D-glucose transmembrane transporter activity. Gene Ontology annotation, biological process: transmembrane transport. NCBI's taxonomy places the organism in Eukaryota, Metazoa, Arthropoda, Arachnida, Mesostigmata, Varroidae.
AGGAUCCGUGCAGAGUAGAGGAUGUUUUCUUGAAGGAAAUAGAAGGAGACGCCGACGUACUCUACAGUGUGACGAAAGGCACUGCGCCACGCUUGCUUGACUAGAGCGUGGUGAUCGUCACCGUACGUCUUAUUACGACGAGCACGAGCAGCAACGCCGCUCCUCGGGUUUCUUUUGUCAGUAUUUUCGAUUUUUCUUUCUGCCUUCAGUAAAGACUUUGGUGCUUGCAAGAUGGUGUCUGGAAUGGUCGAAACCAAGAUUGUUCCGGAAAAGAAGGAAUGCGAAGAAAAAAGAUCAAAGUUGGUAAAAUAUGGACAAACAGUAAACCUUAAUCUAGGAUGCUUCGGCAUGGGUCUGAUGACAUCUGUUAUUGGGACGACACUUCUGGAUCUUACUGAAGUUUACGAAACGAGAAUCGACCUCGCGUCACACAUCAUCACCUCCAGAGGUUGCGGAGCUCUCCUGGGCUCCUUCUUCGGUGGAAUGCUUCUUGACAGGUUCAACAUGCAGGUCUUGAUCACAACAGCAUUCUUUAUUGCGUCUAUCGCCAUCUGCCUAAUUCCUGUCUGUCCAACCCUAACGUUAGCUUAUGGAGUAACACUUGUCUACGGUCUUACCGUAGGAAUCUUCGACACUGGAGCCAACAUCUGGAUCAUCAACUUGUGGGGUAAUAAAAAUGGCCCAAUGUUGCAGAUUUAUCAUUUUGCAUUCGGUGUCGGCGGCCUGUUAUCCCCUAUUGUAGCUGAGCCCUUUCUUAGUUUACAUCACAAGGACGCAAGUGCGUCAAUAGCACAUUCGCAUAUGCCACGCUCCAUCGAUCUAUUUGAUCCUAUGGUUGACCCGAUUAUUAACAACACUCUACCUACUCAGCUGUACCUUCGUCCUUCACGUAUCGAAGUGCCGUACGGAUUGAUCGCCGCCAUCCACUUCAUGCUCUUUGUAUCAAUGCUUGUAUUCUAUUGCAUUGAUCCACGUGAUCCUAAGCCACAGAAGAAAGCUGAAGGUGAUGAACCGCAGCCAUCAGCUCUGAAACGUUAUUCCUUGUUGAUGUGUCUUUCGUUCUACUUGAUGAUAUACGUGGCGCUGGAGUCGUGUCUUGGCCAAAUGUUAUCGGCGUUUGCAGUGAAAAGCAAACUCCAGUUUACCAAAACGCAGGCCUCCUAUCUGUCAUCGUUAUUUUGGACAACAUUUACUAUGUCGCGGGUAUUUUCGGCCUUCUGGGCUCUGCACUCCUCACCGCGUUGUAUGAUGUUUACAGAGCAUGCAAUGAGCCUUGCUGCCUUUUUUCUGUUCCUUUGGUUCGGCGAAACAAGUCGAAUUAUGGUAUGGGUUUGCGCUGCACUCGUCGGCAUUGGUGCCGCUGGGAUGUUUGCAACGGCCAUCACUUGGACGGUCGAGUACAUGGCUUUGUCCAACAAGAUGAUGUCCGUGUCGACGGUAUUCUCUGGGUCUGGUGGAAUGGCCCCUCCAUUUAUUGUAGGCCGCUUCAUCGACGAAAAUCCUAUGAUUCUUAUGUAUACCUGUACUGCAAUCACUUGCAUACUCACAGGCAUUAUGGCAGGCCCUUGCCUCUUUGGGAUGUUCGGUUCGCUAUCAGCUCAAAAGUUCAACGGAAUUUUUCGUAGCGUAUUUGAUUCACACCUCAGUGAGUUUACACCUACCCAUGACGUAUAAAGUGCAGUUACGACAAAAAAGUUUUCUGCGGACUGAAGAGAACACCUUGCAAAUGACUGGUUAGUAGUAGUCCCAAGUUGAAGCUAUAAUCGCGGUGAAUGGUAAUUAUCAAUUUCCGACAAUCAUACCGUCUGACUAUCAGAAAUGUGUGAAAUCCUGAAUAUAUAUGUAUACAUGAAUGAAUGAAUAAAGGUUUGCUGUGAUCUAAUCAAAUGGUAUGGUAUUGCAGCAAUGUGGGCGAUCACGAGCACGAUGACUGCUCGAAAAUCCAUGGUUGUCGUUCCUGUGGAAAUGGAUGACAAUCGCGGAGUCGAUGCCG